AUGACUUCAAGCAAGUAUACAGCCAAGGUGCAUAGGCCUUGGAGAGAAAUCGUCACAGAAAAGCGAGCGAUUCAAGAUGCGCAAAUUGAGAAACACUCAACAGCAGGCACGAACACCAGUUUGAAUCAUAUCGUGUCUAAAAAGGUCGAUAUCGAUAUCUUAACAAGUCUCUUACGCGAUGGGAAAGUUUCAGCCGUCGAAGUCAUCCAUGCUUACAUCAGGAGGGAGGUUAAGAUUCACAAUUACAGAUGUCUUCAUGCUAACCGUCACUAUAGAGCCUGUGAAGCGCAGAAGAAGACCAAUUGCCUGACAGAAGUCUGCUUUGAUGAUGCGCUCGCGCAAGCUAGAAAGCUUGACGAGUUCCAACGAGAAUAUGGUCGACUAAUAGGUCCAUUACACGGUGUUCCAAUCACUGUAAAAGACCAGUUCAAUAUCAAGGGUUUAGACACCACGUUAGGCUACGUCGGGAAGGCUUUAGCGCCAGCAGGGGACGAUGCACCGCUCGUACAAACGUUAAAGAAACUUGGGGCUGUCAUAAUCGCAAAAACGAAUCUUCCUCAGAGUAUUAUGUGGUGUGAGACUGAUAACCCUCUCUGGGGGCUGACAACUCAUCCAGAUGAUCCGAAACUCACCCCUGGAGGCUCUUCUGGUGGAGAAGCAGCUGUCUUAGCAUUGGGAGGCUCUAUGAUCGGUUGGGGAACAGACAUUGGUGGCUCUAUACGAAUUCCAUGCCACAUGAACGGCCUUUGGGGUUUGAAGCCAAGUAGUGGUCGGUUGUCUUAUCGCGGUGUUGAGGUAACACUUGAGGGGCAACAGCAUAUUCCAUCAGCGAUAGGGCCAAUGGCGAGGUCUUUAAGCUCUCUCAAACUCGUGACCAAGCUCGCGAUUGAGGCUGAACCGUGGGCCAUAGACCCUCAGCUACCGCCAGUUCCCUGGAGGGAGGAUGUUUUCCAAAACCUUGCGACAAGACGGCUUGUCAUUGGAGCAAUGCUAGAUGACGGCUUGGUAAAGGUGCAUCCGCCUAUCGAGCGGAUAUUCAGAGACCUGGUGGCAAAGUUGGAAGCUGCUGGACACGAAGUGAUAGAGUGGGAUUCGAGCUUGAACUCCAGCAUUAUUGACAUCAUGGGUGGCUACUAUUCCGCCGACGGAGGUGAUGAUAUCCGAAGGGCCGUCGCAGCAGGCGGUGAACCAUUCAUUCCACAGAUCAAAGCCUUCGUUAACCGCGGCACGCCAAUCUCCGUCUUCGAAUACUGGCAACUCAACAAGCGAAAGGUCGCCAUCCAAGAGGCCUACCACGAUAUGUGGGACAACAAGCGAUCGCCUUCUGGUCGCUCAGUUGAUGUACUACUAGUACCUACCAUGCCUCACACAGCGGUCCCCCAUGGGUCAUGUCGUUGGACUGGAUAUACCAAGAUCUUCAACUUUUUGGAUUACACUGCGUUGACAUUCCCAGCUGGGAGGGCGUCUAAGGAUGGGGAUGAUGCCUAUUUCUGGGAGCAUGUUCCGCGGAAUGAGAGCGAUGCUUGGAAUCAACAGUUGUAUGAUCCUGUGGCGAUGGAUGGGCGUUACGUUGGGUUGCAGAUUGUCGGACGGAGGUUUGAAGAAGAGAAGGUCUUGGGCGCGGCUCAGCAGAUUCACAGCUUGUUAUAG
This is a messenger RNA of Fusarium redolens, 1650 nucleotides long. RefSeq names its product amidase signature domain-containing protein. The record is from RefSeq and is a predicted model, not a curated record. Lineage: Eukaryota; Fungi; Ascomycota; Sordariomycetes; Hypocreales; Nectriaceae. The transcript is spliced from 5 exons. Bases 1 to 1650 code for a protein of 549 amino acids.